This is a messenger RNA of Leptonychotes weddellii (Weddell seal), 5237 nucleotides long. NCBI's taxonomy places the organism in Eukaryota, Metazoa, Chordata, Mammalia, Carnivora, Phocidae. The record is from RefSeq and is a predicted model, not a curated record.
GCAGCGUUCGCCCGAACAUGGCGACACGGAGCAGCAGGAGGGAGUCGCGACUCCCCUUCCUAUUCACCCUGGUCGCGCUGCUGCCGCCCGGGGCUCUGUGCGAGGUGUGGACGCAGACGCUGCACGGCGGCCGCGCGUCCCUGCCCCAGGACCGGGGCUUCCGCGUGGUGCAGGGCGAGCCGCGCGAGCUGCGGCUGUGGGCGCGCUGGGGGCCCCGGGGGGCGGACGAGAAGCCGCUCCGGAGGAGACGGAGCGCUGCCCUGCAGCCGGAGCCCAUCAAGGUGUACGGACAGGUUAGUCUGAAUGAUUCCCACAAUCAGAUGGUGGUGCACUGGGCCGGAGAGAAAAGCAACGUGAUCGUGGCCUUGGCCCGGGACAGCCUGGCCCUGGCGAGGCCCAGGAGCAGUGAUGUGUACGUGUCUUACGACUAUGGAAAAUCAUUCAAGAGAAUUUCCGAGAAAUUGAGCUUCGGCUUGGGCAACAGCAGUGAAGCGGUGAUCGCCCAGUUCUACCACAGCCCCGUGGACAAUAAGCGUUACAUCUUUGUAGAUGCUUAUGCCCAGUACCUCUGGAUCACGUUUGACUUCUGCAACACUAUCCAAGGCUUUUCCAUCCCGUUCCGGGCAGUUGAUCUCCUCCUGCACAGCAAGGCCUCCAACCUUCUCCUGGGCUUUGACAGGUCUCACCCCAACAAGCAGCUGUGGAAGUCAGAUGAUUUUGGCCAGACCUGGAUCCUGAUUCAGGAACAUGUGAAGUCCUUUUCUUGGGGUAUCGAUCCCUAUGACAAGCCAAACACCAUCUACGUGGAACGGCACGAACCCUCUGGCUACUCCACGGUUUUCCGAAGUACGGACUUCUUCCAGUCCCGGGAGAACCAGGAAAUGAUCCUGGAGGAAGUGAAAGACUUUCAGCUUCGGGACAAGUACAUGUUUGCUACAAAGGUGGUGCAUCUUUGGGGCAGUCUGCAGCCAUCUUCUGUCCAGCUCUGGGUCUCCUUUGGCAGGAAGCCCAUGCGAGCAGCCCAGUUUGUCACGAGACAUCCUAUUAAUGAGUAUUACAUCGCAGAUGCCUCCGAGGACCAGGUGUUUGUAUGCGUCAGUCACAGUAACAACCGCACCAACUUAUACAUCUCGGAGGCAGAGGGGCUGAAGUUCUCCCUGUCCUUGGAGAACGUGCUCUACUAUAGCCCAGGAGGGGCGGGCGGCGACACGCUGGUGAGGUAUUUUGCAAAUGAGCCAUUUGCUGACUUCCACCGUGUGGAAGGGUUGCAAGGAGUCUACAUCGCUACUCUGAUUAAUGGUUCUAUGAAUGAGGAGAACAUGAGAUCAGUCAUCACCUUUGACAAAGGGGGUACCUGGGAGUUCCUUCAGGCUCCAGCCUUCACAGGAUAUGGAGAAAAAAUCAACUGUGAGGUAGAGAUGCUUUCAUCUUGUUUGCGUUUUUCAUACAAAUCUUUACCUGUCAUGCUAACCUUACGGUUCCCAAACUCAACACCAGGGCACCUAGGGUGCCAUAGUGAACUCCCAAGGGCACUUCCUGGACCUCAUUACUACACCUGGGGAGAUCAUGGCGGCAUCAUCAUGGCCAUCGCCCAGGGCAUGGAAACCAAUGAGCUGAAAUACAGCACCAACGAAGGGGAGACCUGGAAAACGUUCAUCUUCUCCGAGAGGCCAGUGUUUGUGUAUGGACUCCUCACGGAGCCCGGCGAGAAGAGCACUGUCUUCACCAUCUUUGGCUCCAACAAAGAGAAUGUCCACAAUUGGCUGAUCCUUCAGGUCAAUGCCACGGAUGCCUUGGGGGUUCCCUGCACAGAGAAUGACUACAAGCUCUGGUCGCCAUCUGAUGAGCGGGGCAACGAGUGUUUGCUAGGACACAAGACCGUUUUCAAACGGAGGACACCCCACGCCACGUGCUUUAACGGAGAAGACUUUGACAGGCCGGUGGUCGUAUCCAACUGCUCCUGUACGCGAGAGGACUACGAAUGUGACUUCGGCUUCAAGAUGAGUGAAGAUUUGUUCUUAGAGGUUUGUGUUCCGGAUCCUGAGUUUUCUGGGAAGUCCUACUCUCCUCCCGUGCCUUGCCCUGUGGGCUCUACUUAUAGGAGAACAAGAGGCUAUCGGAAGAUUUCUGGGGACACUUGUAGUGGAGGAGACGUUGAAACACGACUGGAAGGAGAACUGGUCCCGUGUCCCUUGGCAGAGGAGAACGAAUUCAUCCUGUAUGCCAUGCGGAAGUCCAUCCACCGCUAUGAUCUGGCCUCGGGAGCCACCGAGCAGUUGCCCCUCACGGGGCUACGGGCCGCAGUGGCCCUGGACUUUGACUAUGAGCACAACUGCUUGUAUUGGUCUGACCUGGCCUUGGACACCAUCCAGCGCCUCUGUUUGAAUGGGAGUACAGGGCAAGAGGUGAUCAUCAAUUCUGGCCUGGAGACCGUAGAAGCCUUGGCUUUUGAACCCCUCAGCCAAUUACUUUACUGGGUGGACUCUGGCUUUAAAAAGAUCGAGGUGGCUAAUCCAGAUGGUGACUUCCGACUCACGAUUGUCAACUCCUCUGUGCUCGACCGGCCCAGGGCUCUGGUCCUCCUGCCCCAAGACGGGGUGAUGUUCUGGACCGACUGGGGAGACCUGAAGCCGGGAAUUUAUCGGAGCAAUAUGGAUGGCUCUGCCGUCCAUCGUCUUGUGUCAGAGGAUGUGAAGUGGCCCAAUGGCAUCUCUGUGGAUGACCAGUGGGUCUACUGGACAGAUGCCUACCUGGACUGCAUCGAGCGGAUCACUUUUGAUGGCCAGCAGCGCUCGAUCAUCCUGGACAACCUCCCCCACCCCUACGCCAUUGCCGUCUUUAAGAAUGAGAUCUACUGGGAUGACUGGUCGCAGCUCAGCAUCUUCCGAGCUUCCAAAUACAGCGGCUCCCAGGUGGCUGUUCUCGCGAGUCAGCUCACGGGGCUGAUGGACAUGAAGAUUUUCUACAAGGGCAGGACAACUGGAAGCAAUGCCUGCGUGUCCAGGCCGUGCAGCCUGCUCUGCCUGCCCAGGGCCAACAACAGUAAAAGCUGCCGGUGUCCAGAGGGUGUGGCCAGCAGCGUCCUCCCGUCCGGGGACCUGAUGUGUGAGUGCCCUCAGGGCUACCAGCGGGAGAACAACACCUGUGUCAAAGAAGAGAACACCUGUCUCCGUAACCAGUAUCGCUGCAGCAAUGGAAACUGUAUCAACAGCAUCUGGUGGUGCGAUUUUGACAAUGACUGCGGUGACAUGAGCGACGAGAGAAACUGCCCUACUACCAUUUGUGAUCUGGACACCCAGUUCCGCUGCCAGGAGUCUGGGACCUGCAUCCCACUGUCCUACAAAUGUGACCUUGAGGAUGAUUGUGGAGACAACAGCGAUGAAAGUCACUGCGAAAUGCACCAGUGCCGGCGUGAUGAAUACAGCUGCAGCUCUGGCAUGUGCAUCCGCUCCUCCUGGGUGUGUGAUGGGGACAAUGACUGCAGGGACUGGUCUGAUGAAGCCAACUGUACCGCCAUCUAUCACACCUGCGAGGCCUCCAACUUCCAGUGCCGCAAUGGACACUGUAUCCCCCAGCGGUGGGCAUGCGAUGGUGACAUGGACUGCCAAGACGGUUCUGACGAGGACCCAGUGAACUGCGAGAAGAAGUGCAACGGAUUCCGCUGCCCGAAUGGCACGUGCAUCCCAUCCAGCAAGCACUGUGACGGUCUGCGGGAUUGCUCGGAUGGCGCGGACGAACAGCGCUGCGAGCCCCUGUGCACACGCUUCAUGGACUUCGUGUGCAAGAACCGUCAACAGUGCCUGUUCCACUCCAUGGUGUGCGACGGAAUCGUCCAGUGCCGUGACGGUUCUGAUGAGGACGCGGAGUUCGCAGGAUGCUCCCAAGACCCCGAGUUCCACAAGGUUUGUGAUGAGUUCAGUUUCCAGUGCCAGAAUGGAGUGUGCGUCAGCUUGAUCUGGAAAUGCGACGGCAUGGAUGAUUGCGGUGACUACUCGGAUGAAGCCAACUGCGAAAACCCCACAGAAGCCCCGAACUGCUCCCGCUACUUCCAGUUCCAGUGUGAGAACGGCCACUGCAUCCCCAACAGGUGGAAAUGUGACGGGGAGAACGACUGUGGCGACUGGUCUGAUGAGAGGGACUGCGGAGAUUCACAUGUCCUCCCAUCCCCCACUCCCGGGCCCUCUACGUGUCUGCCCAAUUACUACCGCUGCAGCAGCGGGGCGUGCGUGAUGGACAGCUGGGUGUGCGAUGGGUACCGGGAUUGUGCAGAUGGCUCGGAUGAAGAAGCCUGCCCCUCGCCUGCAAAUGUCACGGCUGCCUCCAUUCCCACUCACCACGGGCACUGUGACCGAUUUGAAUUCGAGUGUCGCCAGCCAAAGAAGUGUAUCCCCAACUGGAAGCGCUGUGACGGCCACCAAGAUUGCCAGGACGGCCAGGACGAGGCCAACUGUCCCACACACAGCACCUUGACCUGUAUGAGCAGGGAGUUCAAGUGUGAGGACGGUGAGGCGUGCAUCGUGCUCUCGGAGCGCUGCGAUGGCUUCCUGGACUGCUCGGACGAGAGCGACGAGAGGGCCUGCAGCGAUGAACUAACUGUAUACAAAGUACAGAAUCUUCAGUGGACGGCCGACUUCUCUGGGGACGUAACGUUGACCUGGAUGCGGCCCAAGAAAAUGCCCUCUGCUGGUUGUGUCUAUAACGUCUACUACAGGGUGGUCGGAGAGGGCAUCUGGAAGACUGUGGAGACACACAGCAAUAAAACCAACACCAUAUUAAAAGUCUUGAAGCCAGACACCACGUAUCAGGUCAAAGUGCAGGUCCAAUGUCUCAGCAAAGUGCACAACACCAACGACUUCGUGACUCUGCGGACACCGGAAGGACUGCCAGACGCCCCUCAAAAUCUCCAGCUGUCACUCCACAGGGAAGAGGAAGGUGUGAUUGUGGCCCACUGGUUUCCUCCCACCCACACCCAUGGCCUCAUCCGAGAGUACAUUGUGGAAUAUAGCAGGAGUGGUUCCAAGAUGUGGGCCUCCCAGAGGGCUGCUAGUAACUUUACUGAAAUAAAGAAUUUACUGGUCAACGCUCCAUAUACUGUCAGAGUGAGUAUCAGCCCCCAUUUCAGCCAUCUGGGCAGUCUCAGAACACAAGAACUCCGUGCUUACCUUUAUGAAAGACUUACUAGUAGUCUGCUAAAAGCCUAACCCCUUGCUCUGGGAGGUCAUCAUCACUGCAGUCUC